Messenger RNA from Mytilus californianus (California mussel), 1775 nucleotides. Its product is annotated as serine/threonine-protein phosphatase 4 regulatory subunit 2-A-like. The record is from RefSeq and is a predicted model, not a curated record. The transcript is spliced from 7 exons. Lineage: Eukaryota; Metazoa; Mollusca; Bivalvia; Mytilida; Mytilidae. Bases 46 to 1638 code for a protein of 530 amino acids. Gene Ontology annotation, molecular function: protein phosphatase regulator activity. Gene Ontology annotation, biological process: protein dephosphorylation. Gene Ontology annotation, cellular component: protein phosphatase 4 complex; cytoplasm; nucleus.
AUAACGUCAUUUCCGUGCCGCCAUUUGUUGACCUCUAGUUAGAGAAUGGAAAACAAAGAGGAUAUUUUAGACGCUUUGAACGAAUUUGAGAAGAAACCAUGCACAGAAAUCCCUCCAUUAUUAGACCAGUAUCUGCAGCAAGUUGCAAAAACAGGCAAAACUUUAUUUCCAUGGCAUCAGCUGAAAAAGUUAUUUGUGGCAAAAGUUGAUCUAGUCAUGACACAGUUCAAGGAGACCAGUCCAACAGAUUUAUUGCAGACAACACCAAACAUAGAGCCAGUAAAAUAUGACGAAAUGAGAAAGAGAAUUCUGUCCUUAAUGGAUGAAUUUCAAGGGGCACCAUUUACUGUUCAGAGGCUUUGUGAAUUAAUCAAUGAACCAAAAAGACAUUAUAAAAGAUGUGACAAAUUUUUGAGAGGCAUUGAAAAGAAUGUGUCAGUGGUGACUACAAUAGAUCCAUUUGGAAGGAAAAUUGUUUCUGAGUCUCAGGCAAUGGUGAAUGGAUUAGAUUCCAAUGGCAUAAACGAAGCCUUUCCAAAACCUAGUCCAUUUUCAUCAUUUCCAACUCCAACACAGUCAGCUUGGCCAUCUUUUGUUGAUAAAUUGUUUGGUUCAAAUCAACCUAAACAAACGCAAUAUAAUAUUGACAAAGAGGAAGUGACAUCAGAAGGUAGUGUAGAUGAUGAACAUUUAACAGAACAGAUCCUGCCGGAAUCAAGCAAUGUAUAUGAAACUGAGACUUUAGGGACUGAGCCCAGUGAUGAGGAUACAAAUAAUGAAGAUGUAUUCACCAAGUCAACAAAUAGUCCAGUCCAGAAAGAAAGUUCAGAUUCAUCCCCAUCAUUGUCAGAAAGUGCUAAUUUGGAAGAAAAAUCUGCAGUGAUUGAUGAGGUCUCUGAAGUUGACCAAGAAGAAAGAAAAACAGAGGAAAGAGAUGGUGAACAACUGGAAUCAUCAGAUCAAGAUGAAGAAACAGAAAAAUUACCAGAUACCUUUGACAAAGCAGGAAAGACUGAAUCUUCACAAUGUAAUGAAGAUAGUGACAGUGCAAAAUCUCAAAAAGUAUUAGACAUUUGUGAAAAAGCACAAAAUAUUUUGGACAGUGUUAACAAAGCCUGUUCUGAGGCAGAAAAAACUGUCACAAUAGCCCAGCAAGUUUGUGAGUCGGACCAAAAAGAACAAUCAACUGACAGUGAUACAGAAAAUCCUGAAGCUCCAAUUUUGGAAAUUACAGAAAAACAAUCAAAUGAAAAAGAGGGAGAACAAAAACAAUCGACAUCAGAUCCUCUUUCAGAGUUCAAAGAAAGCAAUAGUUCAUUGACAGUGGAACAAACUCAGUCAGAUCUGCCGGUUGUAGAUCAAAAGUUACAAUUGGAAAUAUCAGAAAGGCAGCAACUACAAUCGUGUAAUGAAAGUGGAGAUUCAGUAAGUGAUUCUAAAAAAGCAAGAUUACAGCUAUCAGAAGCUUGUGAAUCUAUGGAUGUGGAUUCUAAUGAAUCUGUUGUAGAUAAUUCAAACAACGUUGCAACUUCUACCUUACCGUUAAAAGAAGCUACGAAUGAUGACGAAGAAAGAGUAAGGCUUGAAACUGAAGCUCAAAUAAAUAAAACAGAAGAUAUACCAAUGGAACAAGAUUAGACAAAAUUUUAACUUGAAUAAGUUUUCUCAGGACAGUGAUGGUUGUUUAUUUAUAUAUUUAUGUGUACUAUCUAUGAUGAAUUUAAAUGUUUUUAUGUAUGUACAUAUAUCUAUACAAAUAAAGAGUAUUUAGUAUU